Carya illinoinensis is the source of this 3289-nucleotide messenger RNA. RefSeq names its product mechanosensitive ion channel protein 3, chloroplastic. Gene Ontology annotation, cellular component: membrane. Lineage: Eukaryota; Viridiplantae; Streptophyta; Magnoliopsida; Fagales; Juglandaceae. The coding region runs from base 919 to 2922 and encodes 667 amino acids. The record is from RefSeq and is a predicted model, not a curated record. The transcript is spliced from 14 exons. Gene Ontology annotation, biological process: transmembrane transport.
CACAUAAAAUCCACAAGUAAACUAAAUCCUCGAUUUGGGUCAGCGUAAAAGACUUAAAACAUCCAAAACAUUGCAUUUCCAUUGGAACACGUCGGCUUCGUUAACUCCACCCGCCGUCGCAUAUUAGCAUCUUUCCUGCCAUUUCGCUCUUCUCAAUGAUUCCUUAACGAGAUCCGGUUUGCAUUUGGUGGAGAAGUUCCCUAUUGCUUUUUCGCUAAUCUCGCUUUGCAAGGUAAUCUAUUUUCUUCUUUGUUUUUUUGGUUGUUUGAAUUCCUUUUUAUUGAAUAAUUUUUCUGUAUACGUCUUAGGGAAAUUAGAAAUAAAGGUCAGUAGAUGUGGUAUAUUAUUACGCUUUUUGAGAUCUAGGGUUUUGGACUUGGUUGGAAGCUCUUUCCUCUCUAAUUCCCUCUGUCAGUCCGGUUGCUGAACAAUAUUUGGAAAACAAAAAAAGGUGAGAAAUUGACUCUUGGAAUAUUUAGCAGUGUUUUGUUCCCGAAAGUUGCAAAUGAAAUUUCCUCUUAGUUUACACAAGUAAAAUUAUCUGGAUUUUAAAGAAAGCAGACGCUACAUUUAGCAACAAAUAUCUGCGUCUAGAUUUUGAAUUGUAAUAAACAGUACCUGUAUUUCAUGUCCGUGCACUGAAUUUCCAGUUCUUCCCAUUGGCACUUGCCACAUUUGUUUGGUAGUCUGAAAUCCUUAAACGAAGUUGCUUUACAAGACUUUGCUUUUCAAAGAUUCGAUUGAGUACGGACUGCAUUGAGAUCUCGUUCUCCCAGUGUCAUUUGCACCACAAUUCGUUGAUGGCACCUGCUGGUUCUAUGCGAUUGUCCCGUGAAUUGGGAAUAUACAGUAGUUAUGGAUGUGGUAAACAAAACCGAAGUGUGAUGGGAGAGGUUCGAUUAAACUUGGAACAUUUUUAUGUUACGCAGCAGUCAGCAGUGUUUCUUGAAUGCUUGUUACAUGCUGUCGUAUUCCUGGCGACAAGAUGCCUGGAGUCUCCAUCUUUUGAGCAGUGUGCGUGGUCCAAUAUUUCCUGUAUCCUCCAGAUGUAAUAUUUUGGUGUGCCAUUCUGCUAUAGUACCCGGGGGAGGAAAUGAGAUUCCUCUUCUGAAAUUUGCAGCUGUGGUUUUGAAAAGGUCAUAUGAUGCUCUACAUGGAAUCUCUCCUGCACUGAAAUUGAUUCCUGCUGCCGGUAUCAUUGCCUUUGCUGCUUGGGGUCUCGGGCCACUCCUGCGUCUCAGCAGGACCAUAUUUCUUCAUAGAAAUGAUAGUAGCUGGAAGAAAAGUACUACGCACUACAUUAUGACUUCUUAUCUUCAGCCUUUUCUUCUUUGGACUGCAGCAAUACUCAUCUGCAGAGCAUUGGAUCGUGUAGUCCUACCUUCAGAAGCUAGCCAUGCUGUCAAACAACGACUUCUGAAUUUUGUGCAAUCGCUAUCAACAGUGCUUGCAUGUGCCUAUUGUUUAUCAAGCUUGAUUCAACAAGCACAAAAAAUCUUCAUGGAGGCAAAUGACUCUAGUGAUGCAAGAAAUAUGGGCUUCAAUUUUGCUGGGAAAGCUGUUUAUACUGCAGUUUGGGUUGCUGCCGUUUCAUUGUUCAUGGAGUUGUUGGGUUUCUCUACCCAAAAGUGGCUAACUGCUGGUAGUCUUGGCACAGUUCUGCUCACACUUGCUGGUCGUGAGAUAUUUACCAAUUUCCUUUCAAGUGUAAUGAUUCAUGCGACACGACCAUUUGUUGCGAAUGAAUGGAUUCAAACAAAUAUCGAAGGCUACGAAGUUUCUGGUACAGUUGAGCAUGUGGGUUGGUGGUCACCAACAAUUAUAAGAGGCGAUGAUCGUGAAGCAGUACACAUACCAAACCACCAGUUCACUGUUAAUGUUGUGAGGAACCUUAGCCAGAAGUCACAUUGGCGCAUCAAGACCCAUCUUGCCAUCAGCCACUUGGAUGUUAAUAAGAUUAAUACUAUUGUCGCUGAUAUGCGUAAGGUUUUGGCCAAAAAUCCUCAAGUAGAGCAGCAAAGGUUACACAGAAGAGUUUUUCUAGAAGAUGUCAAUCCAGAAAAUCAGGCACUUAUGAUUUUGGUAUCUUGCUUUGUGAAAACUUCACGUAUGGAAGAGUACCUUAGUGUCAAGGAAGCCAUACUCCUGGACCUUCUCAGAGUUAUCAGCCAUCAUCGGGCCCGGCUUGCCACACCCAUCCGCACAGUUCAGAAAAUAUACAACGGGGGUGACUUGGAAAAUAUUCCAUUUGCUGACACCAUAUUUACUCGUUCGGGACCAUAUGCUAACCGUCCCCUCCUACUUAUUGAACCCUCUAACAGAAUCAGCGGUGAUGAUAAAAAUAAGAGUUCAGCUCGUCCGAUGCGUAAUGUAGAAAAGGAUACCAAGGUUGAAGCAGUAUCAACACCUGACUCCAAGGCAGACACCAAUACUGAAUCAGCUUCGAGUCUUGAUCCAAAAACAGAUCAUAAGACUCCGGGGAAUUCGGUGUCUGACUGUACAGACCAAAACAACUCUGAGGUGCUGCAGCUCAAGCAUGAAAACACAGGAGGUGCAGGGAAGGAGACAAUGGAACUGAAUUCCAAAGGUGUAACCUACCACGGAUCUACAGUCGAGAAGCCAUUAGCUUCUUCCCUGGAAGCAAGCAGUGAAAGAACAGAAAUUUCUUCAGCCUCUUUACAAGCAAAGCAAGAUGGUGGGAGGGCUGUUGCAUCGUCUACAAUACCUAUGCCUCACUUGGAAGAGAAUAUCGUUCUUGGUGUAGCUUUAGAAGGGUCAAAACGUACGCUUCCGAUUGAGGAAGAAGUGGCUUCAUUUCCAACAAUUGAAGAGUCAAAAGAGUUGACUGCUGCCAGAAAUGGGAGCGAGUCUCCUCCCAUUACCAACGAUAAGAAAGACGGUCCAAAUGCCAGCAAUUCCUAGCGGCACAAGAAGUGAUUAGCUGCAUCAGAAAGGUGGUGAUAGCCGAUAUUGCAAUCCAUGCUUCAGCUGAUUGAAGUUGUACGAGUGUAUGCAGCUGAGUUUUUGAAAGCUGCAUUACAUAAUGUCCCAUUAUUGUAAAUUAGUACUGUAGAAUCAAUCAAACAUUCAUUGCCAGCUUGAACCACCGAAGGGCCGAAGGCCACCCAGGUGCAGCCAGAGGUGGGCCGGUAAAGGCCUAUCAGUUGCUGCCUUGCGGGCACUAUGAUUUGUCUUUGUUAUAGAUCGACUCAAAUAGGGUGAAAUUCUAGGUGUUUUAAAUCAUUUCAUUAUAUAUUUGGUGGACGAGAUGUUCAUCGAAGGUUUAUGA